AUGUACAACUACAACGAAAAAGAACUUCUCGUAAAGAAGCUCAAAGGCCAGAGGCUUUCCAUACCGGAUAUGCGCCCCAUCUUCGCACACUGGCCUCGUGGGCAAAACGAGAAUUACGAGGCGACAAAAGAAACGAUAGAUAAGCAACUCGCUGCGCAACCCAUGGGAGAGGAAGCUCGCAAGGCUUUCGCAAACAUGAACCCGGCCUUGCUUGCGGCAACAUGGUGGCCAGCCGCGUCGAAGGAUCGAUAUCGAAUCUUAGUCGAACUCAUCAUUUGGUUUGGCUAUUGGGAUGAUCUCGUCGAGGGGCUCACCCCCGAUCCGAAUGCCGCCGAAGGCCUUCGCAGAGCGACUAAGACCCUGGUACGCCAGUCUCUCGGUCUAACGCAGCCGGGGGAUGAGGACGAUGCGGUACCUUCUGAUCCGCUGGUCCUCAACUUUAAGACUCUUGCCGCGGAAGUUUGUGCCAACUACGACGAAGAGCAACGGAAGUCCCUCUUAGGCCAUUUCGACCGAUACAUCGAUGCAACGCGACUGGAGGCAGAGGCAGACCUAAGCGAGAGGCUACCAAGUCUGAAGAGGUACUGGGAAGUAAGGAUACUGACGAGUGGCAUGGGCACAUUGCUUGGUUUUACUGAGUACGCGGUCGAAGCCAAAUUACCCUCUCAACUGGUCGCUUCGGCGGCGUACGAGGCACUGUGGAUGACUACGAUCGUAAUCAAUUCCAUAGUAAAUGACUUGAUAUCGUUCAAGAAGGAGAUGAAAGCGGGCAGCGUAUUAAGCUCUGUAGCUAUACUCUAUCAACAAGUCGACAAUCUCGACGCGGCGGUGCAGAUGUCGCUUGCUCACCUGAGGAUCCUCGUCAACGAGUUUGACCGUACAGCAAACACGAUACUGUCAGAGUUUCCCCUGAACCCGGAAGAGGUGGACGCCGUGUCUAAAGUCAUUGAUGCACUAAGGACGGUAAACACUGGAAAUCUGGAGUGGAGCCUGCAAUCAAAGCGAUACGGAGUUGGUCAGUUCAUUAGAGAUGAUGGACGUAUUGAACUCAUCUUGUGA
Annulohypoxylon truncatum is the source of this 1059-nucleotide messenger RNA. Its product is annotated as terpenoid synthase. The record is from RefSeq and is a predicted model, not a curated record. The transcript is spliced from 8 exons. Bases 1 to 1059 code for a protein of 352 amino acids. NCBI's taxonomy places the organism in Eukaryota, Fungi, Ascomycota, Sordariomycetes, Xylariales, Hypoxylaceae.